This is a messenger RNA of Oreochromis aureus, 4528 nucleotides long. Its product is annotated as prospero homeobox protein 2-like. NCBI's taxonomy places the organism in Eukaryota, Metazoa, Chordata, Actinopteri, Cichliformes, Cichlidae. Gene Ontology annotation, biological process: regulation of transcription by RNA polymerase II. Bases 296 to 2071 code for a protein of 591 amino acids. Gene Ontology annotation, cellular component: nucleus. The record is from RefSeq and is a predicted model, not a curated record. The transcript is spliced from 5 exons. Gene Ontology annotation, molecular function: DNA-binding transcription factor activity, RNA polymerase II-specific; RNA polymerase II cis-regulatory region sequence-specific DNA binding.
UAUACUAAAGCAACUUAUAAUUGAUAACACAUCAUGCAGACCACGGUGUUAGAGACAUAAGAAAAUAGAAACAAUGAAUGAAUACACUCAUAAAGAAGUAACAAUUUAUUCAUUACUAGCCAUUCAAAGUUUCAUAUAUUUAUUAAUAAUGUGGUAGGUUACUGGGACGGGAUAGGCUGACAUAUUAGAACACACCUCCUGCUUUCUGAAGCGCUCAAUGCUGUACCACUACAAAUAACCGAGUCUCCUCCUCCAGGUCCCAGACCUGCACCCUUCCUCUGAGCUGUAAGACAGAAUGAAUCAGAGUGUUUGGAGCAAAGCCAUGUAUUCCUCCAGCAACAUCUGCCUGGAUGGCUGUGCUGCAGAGAAUCUCUCCUCUUUUCAGCCUGACCUCAUGCCAUCAAACUCAGAUUCAUCAGGUGUUUCUUUGACCUUACACAGAGAAGGCGAGAACAUGAAAACACUACCAGAUAGUGCUUAUUAUAGCAGUGUAGAUGCUGGUUUGAUGUAUUCCAGUCAGCUGGAUCUCACUUCAUCUAGAGGCAGCACCAGUGGACCUUUAUCCAUGAGAAGACACCCGUCUCCUGCACCCACUUCUUAUGGUCACCAUGACUGGAACCUGAACAGAGGCCAUCAAGCAAAGCGUGCGAGAGUAGAAAAUAUAAUCAAAGGUAUGACCAGCCCUCCUCAUAUGUACGACACAGAAGUGAAAACAAAUGAGCGUGAAAAGACCGACUGCAUGCACGAUGACGAAAAGAUCCAAGAAGCGCCUUCCCUUCAGAACCACAUGGAAAGCAUGGCUAAAAGCCAGGUAACAAGAAAGCAGCUGGAGAGCCAGCAUCAGCACCCCAGGCAGCUCAGAACAAGGGUUACUCACCUGGAUGGAGUGAGUGAAGCCCAUGAUCCCAUCAAAACAUCUGGUGAUGCGUUUACAGAUUUGUACAGUGAGUUUGAGAGCAGUUCGAGUCUAAAAUAUCAAGGAUGGAAGAAGGUUAAAUUGAUGAACUACUUCCAAUCCAAACCGACCAGAAUAAGGCUGAUGGCAGAUGUUCUGAAGUACGAGCUGUCCAGAGUUGUCAGCAAGAGCGUCGACUCCAUUUUCAAAAGCGUGCCGCUUUUACAGACAUCGCCAUACGAAGUGGAAAAUGUAGAGACUGGUACGCCUCUUCAGCCAUCGGUGAGCAGUGAUGAUGAUAAGUUAAGACUUCCAUGUUGUGGGACUCCAGAGGUGCAAACCCCAGAUGUUCAAACAGAAGCUCUGUCUCUGGUUGUGCAAAAACACAAACUGGAAAGAUCCAGGUUAACAGCUCACCACCGUCCAAAAUCUCCAACUUUCCUCAUCAAUGACUCCACCCUGCAGGAAUCUCAAGCAUCAGAGAAGAAUCACCGCACGGAUCAUCAUCGUGCUCUCAGGAGCCUACAGGACAGAUGCUCAGAAGAACACUGGAAGUCAGUCAAAGUGAGAUCAAAGGUCAAUUCCAGAUCUGUGAGAAGCCCACAGACUCACGCUGUGUCUGCAGGUCCGGUGCUUUUGGAAAGCAUCCAUCUCCCUCAUGUGAAGACAGAGUCUGAUAGCCUGGUGAAAAGCAACCUGUACAUGCUGAAUGAGGGUCUGACCACAAACCAUCUGAAGAAAGCAAAGCUUAUGUUUUUCUACACUCGCUACCCGAGUUCACUUGUGCUGAAGAUGUGUUUCCACGAUGUACAGUUCACGCGCUCUAUCACCUCUCAGCUCAUCAAGUGGUUCAGUAACUUCAGGGAGUUUUACUACAUCCAGAUGGAGAAGUUUGCUCGACACGCUCUCAUCGAAGGAGUGGCAGACGUGAGGGGUCUGACUGUGGGGAGAGAAUCAGAACUUUUCAGAGCUCUCAACAGGCACUACAACAAAGCCAGCGACUUCCAGGUGCCCGAGAGAUUCCUGGAAGUUGCUGAGAUUACACUGAGAGAGUUUUACGUUGCCAUUUCAAUGGGCAAAGAUCGUGAUCCAUCCUGGAAGAAGGCAAUCUACAAGGUGAUCUGUAAACUGGACACUGAUGUACCAGCUGAAUUCAAAAGUCAUCACUCUGGAUAAGAACCAGGAGACAUCAUGUGCCACAGUGACCGGUCACAAUGUGGACUUACUCAUUUCUUCAUGGGAAAACAUUUUUUUGUUUUUAAUUUAAUAAUAAUAAUUAAAAAAGAUUGGUCAUCUGAAAAGUAAUGUAGAUUCUGCCAUACAGAAGGCAGUGGGGUGUAUAUAUAUCUACUGUCAACCAUUUUUGUUUCAUCAUUGGCUGGAUAGAUGCAUGUAUUUUGCUACAUUAUAUAGCAACAAUACAUAUUUUACAUGAUUAAAAACAUUUUAUUGUUGACAAGACGAGUCACAGAUCACACUUUGUUUUCUGUAAACAGCACAAAAAAAAUUCCAAACCAGGAAUUUAAAAAAAUCUUUAAUAUUGAUGGAACAGAACUUAUUACUGUACAUACAAACAAAAUGACAAAAGUAUAUCGAAUGCAAACUAUUUAAAUUCUAGAAUUACAAUGUCAGUGAACCAGUUAAAAAAGUAUUAAUAUAAAGGAAUAGUUUCUUGCUUUGUUCCAUACUUACCACCUGGAUCCAUCCACUCAUUUACCACAUGGCACACUUCAACCGAUGGUCCAAAGCCAAUUUAAUCCUUCAUCAGAAGUGAUUUGUCCAUUUGUAAUUGUCGAUCCUUGUUGUGUCUUUCAGUUACCCCAGUAACAAUGUCGGUAAUCCAGAUUAAAUUUAUUGUAAAAAAAAAAAAAAAAAUCCUGAUGUGCUUGAUUUCAACAACAAACAGGGGCCAAAAAACCAAAAUAGUUUGGGAAACUAUACAUUUCACACUAAGAAGCCAUUUCACUAGGUACAACUGUUCAACUGCUUAUUAAUGCAAGUAUCUAAUCAGCUAAUUGCCAUGUAGAAAUGGUCAAACCUGCUGAAGUAAAAAAAAGUGAGUGGGAAAAAGUUGAUUAAAGGGACUUUAAAUGUGGCAUGUUUUUUGAUGCUAAUUGGGCUGGUCUGAGUAUUACAGAAACUGCUGAUCUGCUGCGGUUUUUACACAUAACCGUCACUAGGGUUUAUGAAGUAACAACAAAUAACCAUGUGUCAAAACCAAGGAAUGCAAAAGAACAUCACAGAGCACACAACACUUUGAACCUUGAAGCAGAAUGGCUACAGCAGCAGAAGACCACAUUGGGUUGCACUUCUUAAAGUCAACAAAAGGAAACUGAUGCUACAUAGGCUCACCAAAAUUGGACAGGAGAAGACUGGAAAAACCUUGCCUGGUCCAAUGAGCCUUGACUUCUGGUGCGACAUUGGGAUGGUAGAGUCAGAAGUUGGAGCUUGACAACUUGUUUUCCAUUACAACAGAGUACCAUCUAAUGUGCGUAGGGUCAUUAUAUGAAUGCGGUUGAACGCCAUUUGUAUGCAACACGGAACGCCACAACAAAGGUGGACGUCGAGACAAUGGUAUACCUGCAGUCAGUCUGUGGCUUUUCGUUAGACUCUGAGUGUUGUUUCUGUGUAGCCAUUUCCAUCAUUGCUGGAUUUCAAAAAUGGUGGGUUUGAUUUUCGUGAAGGAGUUGCUCUCAUGACUUAUCAAGUGACGUCCCUGACUAGCCAAUCAGUGGCAUGCAGUCUGUUGAUGUCACAUUUUCAGAUCGCUUUGAACCCCGGUCGAGUAGGUACUAAAAAAGUACCUGGUACCAGGUACUAAGACCUAAUGGCAAACCCUAAAAAAAAAAAAAAAAAUGUCGAGUUGAUCUGAGUAGAUCCUAAUGGAAAAGGGCUAUUAGAACUAAAUGAGCAUUGUUCAUAUGCCAGACAUACUGUUACUGACCUUGUCCUUCCCUUUAUGACCACAGUGUACCCAUUGUGUGGUGGUGGCUAAUGCACCAUGUAAACAGCUCAUAGCAUCUCACACUGGUUAUGGAACAUGACACGUUUACUAUACUAAAAUGACCUCCACAUUCACCAGAUCUCAAUCAAAUAGAGCACCUUCAGAAUGUGGUAGAAUGGGAGAUUCCACUAUGGAUGUGCAGCUGAAAAAUUGUGCAUUAACUGAAGGCAAAAGGAAGCCCAACCCAGUACUAGUAACAGGGAUGAUGUGGCCAGUGAGGGCAUAGUAAUCAAAAUGUGGUACAGGUAACAUCUUAUUUUGACUUUGAGAGCAUAAAAAUAAUAUUAGAAUUUUUUUGUUUUGUUUUUCUAAUAAUUAAAAAAAAUAAACAAAAACAAAACAAAAACUAGUAGCAGAAAACUUUUUGAAACGGGUGGUUUAAUCAUCUGAACGGCCAGUGUUCCCAGUAUUUUUGUGCAUGUAGUCUCAUUGACUAUUUCAUUUAAACCUAUGACAUCUAAGAACCCCAAACCCAGAGCGGACUGAUUUUUCCCUUACAAAAUGUUCUUCCAUAUUUUGACAAUUUGAUGCACUGUAAGCCAUUUCAACAGAUGCUGCCCACAGUCCAAUUUCAAACUAAUCAUCAGCUCUUUCUAAAGAUGUUGUGAAGGGACUGGGUAAAGCAAUCC